Molecule: messenger RNA, 1750 nt
Organism: Rhincodon typus (whale shark)
Lineage: Eukaryota; Metazoa; Chordata; Chondrichthyes; Orectolobiformes; Rhincodontidae
Gene: idh3b
Product: isocitrate dehydrogenase (NAD(+)) 3 non-catalytic subunit beta
Exons: 11
Coding region: 146-1150 (334 amino acids)
Biological process (GO): isocitrate metabolic process; tricarboxylic acid cycle
Cellular component (GO): mitochondrion
Molecular function (GO): NAD binding; oxidoreductase activity, acting on the CH-OH group of donors, NAD or NADP as acceptor; magnesium ion binding
Source: RefSeq, a predicted model, not a curated record
UGUUUCUUUCUUUCAGAAUUUCAGUUUUGCCCUGAAUGUUGUCUGCUCAAGAACUCUGGCGACUAGCUCCUUACUGAGCUCCUCAUCGCAAACCCAGUUCUAUUCUCCAGCUGCAGAGAGACCUGAUGGUGAUUUCAAGGUGACGAUGAUUCCCGGGGACGGUGUUGGUCCCGAGUUAAUGCACGUUGUCAAAGAGGUGUUUAAGGCUGCAGAUGUGCCAGUUCAGUUUGACGAGCAUCAUGUGAGUGAAGUUCAGAACAUGGCCUCAGAGGAGAAACUGGACGAAGUCCUUAACUCCAUGAAAUCGAACAGAGUUGCAAUUAAAGGGAAGAUCUACACUCCGAUGGAAUACAAGGGCGAAUUGUCAUCAUACGAGAUGAAGCUGAGAAAGAAACUCGACUUGUUUGCCAAUGUGGUCCAUGUUAACAGCUUACCGGGUUAUUCAACACGGCAUAACAACUUAGACCUGGUGAUCAUCCGCGAGCAGACGGAGGGCGAGUACAGCUCACUGGAAUAUGAGAGCGCUCAAGGGGUCAUCGAAUGUCUGAAGAUCAUCACCCGGGAGAAAUCCCGCCGGAUCGCCAAAUUCGCCUUUGAUUAUGCCACAAAGAAGGGUCGCUCAAAGGUCACUGCUGUGCACAAGGCCAACAUUAUGAAGCUGGGGGAUGGCCUCUUCCUGCAGUGCUGUAAGGAAAUGGCUGAGCUCUAUCCCAAGAUCAAAUACGAGUCCGUGAUUAUCGACAACUGCUGCAUGCAGCUCGUGUCCAAUCCAUAUCAGUACGACGUUCUGGUAAUGCCGAAUCUCUACGGAAACAUCAUCGACAACUUGGCAGCUGGUCUGGUUGGAGGAGCUGGGGUGGUCCCAGGAGAGAGCUUCAGUGCUGAGUAUGCAGUUUUCGAAACGGGAGCCCGACACCCGUUCUCACAAGCGAUGGGCAGGAACAUUGCUAACCCCACUGCCAUGUUACUGAGCUCUGCCAAUAUGCUGAGGCACCUGAACCUAGAAUUUCACUCCAACUUGAUCUCUGAAGCUGUGAGGAAAGUCAUCAAACUAGGCAAGGUUCGGACCCAAGAUAUGGGCGGUUAUUCCACCACCAGCGAUUUCUUGAAGAGUGUCAUCAAUAACCUGCAUCCUUCUCGUCUCUGCUAGUCUGCAUGAAGCUCUGGGCCUCUGUGCUGGAGGUUUGGACAUAAUGCUGUCAUUGGACCCCCUGGGGGAUCUCCUCUCUUCAUUCCCCUCUAAAGGAUGGAGGUUACGGGGUUUAUUCCCAUGCUCCUGGCUGGAUGGAAUUGGUAGAGCAUCAGCGAUGAUUCCAUCUCAGUGUAGAGCAGAUGCAGUGACCUGCUGUAGAAUUUUGCGUUUAAUUUUCGCUUUUGCUCUCCAUUAUUCCUGAUUUACAGAUUACCUCCUUUGCCUUUGUUUUGUUGGGAUUGAUUUUUUCUUUAAAGGUAUUUAGUUUGUCUCAUCCCAGAAUGGAGAAACAAUGUGUGAACUAACGGGAAUCAUGAUGGAAGCAAAUGUCACGAACAGAUCAGGUCACUCACUUCCAGAGAGUCUGAUGCUUUUAGCUUCUGAAUGAUUGAAUCUGGAUUAACGAAGAGCGUCACUCAGCAACAGGCCAUUUGCAGGGUCAUGACCCAGCUCCCUCUCCCCACACAGCUUCUGGUACACCUGUAAAAUGCUGCUUUUGAGGGAAUCGUUUCAGUACAAAAUAAAACAUUCCAGCACUUUGUCAACUUCAUAUCCGCA